This is a messenger RNA of Sorghum bicolor (sorghum), 1342 nucleotides long. RefSeq lists its product as uncharacterized. The transcript is spliced from 4 exons. Lineage: Eukaryota; Viridiplantae; Streptophyta; Magnoliopsida; Poales; Poaceae. The record is from RefSeq and is a predicted model, not a curated record. Bases 383 to 916 code for a protein of 177 amino acids. Gene Ontology annotation, molecular function: DNA binding.
UUUCCCAUUCUAGUUCUUAAUCUAAGUUCUAUGUUAAUGUUGAACUCUUCCUGAUAUAAGAAUUAUUGAAUGAUUAUUUGAUUAGACCGAUUUUUAUAGAGUUGCACAAUGAAGAGGACCAAGACAUUAAAAUCCUUCUUUUUUCUCUCUCCUGCUCCGAUGUCAAUCAUACGACCAGUUCUCUGCUAUUUAUAAGCUAGUUUUGUUACCUUUCGGUAUUAAACUCAGUUUAGACUCUUUGUGAGCGAUUCUCAAAAAAAAAAAAAAAACUCUGUGUGAGCGGUACCUUAACCUAGUGCAGGUGCUAUACUAUAUAUGCCGUGAUAGUGGCCAUAGGCAUAAAAAUCGACGAGCUCCGCCACUUUUCAAUCCCCUGCAAAGAAUGUUCGUUGGGAACCCUUGCAAGCUUCAGGGAACAAUGGGAGAUCAGCGGACACCACCGAAAGGAAGAGUGAUGGAAGCCCAAGGUAGUACUGGCUUUGCACCAGUUGUGGAACCCAAGCUAUGGUAUGGUGACCGCACAAGACUUACGCCGAAGCAAGAAGAAGCUGCACUUGGUUUGUCAAGUACCUGUGGCUCUGGCAUUCCAGCAUACAUUUGCACCAUGAAGAAGUCUAAUAUUGUCAAGAGACAGAUGGCAUUCUCAAGACAGUUCAGUAAGCGAUACAUAUUCGCUCGUCUGGGUACCUAUGGGUGUGAGACCAAAGUUUUUGCAGGCAGAGACCUGUUCGGCAGUAAGCUCAACUUCUCAAUGGUCCAUGGAGAACUAAGGCUUCUUGGUGGAUGGCCCCUCUUCGUCAAGAACCACCGUAUCGAAGCGGGACACGUGUGUGCUUUCAUGUUCGAAGAAGAGGAAGAGGGCGACCUGUCACUUAGGGUGCACGUGCUAGGUACUGUACCACUGCCAAUAAUCUAGCUUUUGCUGGUUUCGGUGGUGAGGCACGGGAUGAAGGUGGCUAUCGAAUUAUUGCAUCAGACAAUGGUAUUGGAAACAGCAACAUGGAGUAGCUAUCUACUCUGGAAGGUGACAAGGGUAACUAGCUAGUACCGUUCUAGAUUAUGAUUGUUUUGUUCUUCUAGUCUAGAUAACCAUGUAUGGGCAUAUAGUUUGCGACCGAGGGAGCAAGUGUUAAUGUGUUAAGGCUCACGAAAUUUGUGUUUUUUAGACCGACUGCUUCAGUUGUGCAAAUAGAAACUGAAAUUAGUGAUAGUGUUAGCAUGUAUGAGUUUUGUCAAAAAAAAAAGAAAAAAAUCAGCAUGUGCGGAGUACUUGAUAAUGUGAUUUGCGGCAGUGCUGGGAUUAGCCUCAAAAUGUUGUCCAAGGGUGGAUUUAUAUUGUUUC